Molecule: messenger RNA, 1423 nt
Organism: Suillus plorans
Lineage: Eukaryota; Fungi; Basidiomycota; Agaricomycetes; Boletales; Suillaceae
Exons: 14
Coding region: 42-1163 (373 amino acids)
Source: RefSeq, a predicted model, not a curated record
ACUGCUUUGGGCGCUUCACCCUCUCUUUCCCUCAGCGCUUCAUGCAUACUUCCACAGCGCAAUUCAGUGUAAACGUGGCAAACCCCGAUGUCCUCGUCAAAAUAAAGUAUGCUUACGUGGCUUUAUGUACCCUAUGGGUAGGUAAUGCGGCCAUAUCACUCCUUCUCCAACUAAAAUUUCGGUCAAUUGAGGCUUAUGACUACGUCACUACAUUGGAUGAAGAGCUGUCAUUUGUUACGGGAUCGACCUGGAGAAUCGUCAAAUAUCUCUAUCUCGUGUGUCGAUAUGUACCUUUCCUUUAUCUAACUGCAAUCUCAAGCCGGACACUAGAUAAAUACCCAUCGCUCAGCAUGUGUCAAACGUUGUAUUCCAUGAAUUCGUAUCUCGGUAUCGCGAUAAUUGUCUCAGCAGAGAGCAUAUUUUUUGUACGCACAUAUGUCAUUUGGGACCGUUCAAAACUGGUGCUAUGGACGUUCAUCGGCAGUGUUACUUUUCUCCUGACGCCCAUAGUUGGCAUUCUUGUGAAAUACAAUUCCUCGACAAUCAUCACCAAUUGGGUCGCCACCGGGGUACCGGGCUGUUCCAAGACGGGUGAAACCUCUGCUGUACUUUAUGUGUAUGUCCUUAUGAUCAUCGCCGAGUUAGAAAUAUUGUGUUUGACAUUGUAUCAAGCCAUUGCUAGAUACCGACGUGAACGGAGUGCCAACGUGCUUAGGGUCCUUGUGCAGCAUAAUAUAUUCUACUUUUUGUGCGGAGUUGGAUCUUCCGGCGUGCUCAUAGUUGCGAUUGCAAUAUUUCCUCCAUCUUACUCUGAUUUGGUGUCCAGCAUACAAAUUACCGUCCAUGCCGCGCUGGUCACAAGGAUGCACCGAGCACUAUGGAAAUACAAUGCAGACUAUGCCCAUCCAGAUGAAUUUUCCCUGACCACAUUCAGUGCUCCUUCACCAUUACGGUCCCGGACUGUGCAAAGCGCGGUUAGUUAUGUAAGUAAUGCUGCAAUUUCAUGGUUCAUCCAACUUGACAAGCAACAAUUAAGUAUCUGGACGAACCUUUUGGGAAGUAAAGAUCGGGAUCACACUCUCGACAGCGACCAUUCCGAUGACAACACCCUUUUAUGCGAAUGGACAUACGAUUCGCCACAAGACUCCCUCGCUGACACAUAGGAGCGAGCACGGCGAUAGUCAUCGAUCACCCUCGAGCAGCAUCAGAUUUGCUGUUUUAGUUAAAACUCCAUAGCAAGCCAUCGGACGUAGACUCAAUUGAUGUCAGAUGAUUUGAUCUACAUAACCAUUUCAUUGUGGUCAUCUUUAGGGUGGAUUUAUCUCGGUGAGCUCGGAUCUGUGGAGACGGUGAGAUGCAAUCAAAGUUUCGACCGCGGAAACGGCUGCGCGUAUGAGAAUCUUAGGGGGAGAAUUUCCUGACC